Corticium candelabrum is the source of this 1029-nucleotide messenger RNA. Its product is annotated as inhibitor of growth protein 1-like. The transcript is spliced from 10 exons. Gene Ontology annotation, cellular component: nucleus. The coding region runs from base 48 to 851 and encodes 267 amino acids. Gene Ontology annotation, biological process: positive regulation of DNA-templated transcription. The record is from RefSeq and is a predicted model, not a curated record. NCBI's taxonomy places the organism in Eukaryota, Metazoa, Porifera, Homoscleromorpha, Homosclerophorida, Plakinidae.
ACGACCCGCCCACCCUGUGUUUCCCGUUUGCGAUUUCCUUCACGGUGAUGUCGAUACAAGCGUCGCAAACAUAUCUAGAACGCUACCUCGAUUGCGUAGAAAAUUUGCCAGAUGAUCUUCAACGGCUUAUGUCGCUAUUGAAAGAGCUGGAUGCGAAGACUCAAGCUCUUCUGCAGACGUUGAGGCCGCGACAUCAGGCGUAUAUUGAGUCAUUCGAUAGCGACAACGUGGCGAAGCGACGAAAGCUGCAUCAGGAAGUGCUGAGAGGAGUUUUGUUGUGUCGAGAGUUUGGAGAUGAGAAACUGCAGUUGGCGUCACAGAUGCAGGAACUGGUUGAGAGUCAUAGCCGACAACUAGAGGAUGAUCUUCGAGCAUUAGAGCAUGCAAGAAUGGAAGAAAACAUGCCACCUCUGAGUACCGAGCAACAGAGAUUAAUGUACUCUGAAGGUUAUGACAUUGGACGUCCGACUAAGAGACCGCCUCGACAGAAACGUAGUCAUCCCUACACUCAGUUGAAGGAGAAAGACUUGGGAGAAGAUUUUCGAGACACUAAGGAGAAGGAUUUGGGACAAAAACCUGCCAAGAAGAGGUUCAAGAAAAAAACAUCAAGAACGAAGGUUAGAGAUGACUCACCACCUCCUGAAGCUCAAAUCGAUCCAAACGAGCCAACAUAUUGUCUGUGUGAUCAGGUUUCAUUCGGUGAAAUGAUUGGAUGCGACAAUGACGAGUGCCCUAUAGAAUGGUUUCACUUCCAAUGUGUUGGAUUGAUGUCCAAACCAAAGGGAAAAUGGUAUUGUCCGCAGUGUUCCACAGAAAGAGAGAAAAAGAAAGGCAACAAAACUGCAUUGUGAUGUUCAUCGAUCACAAUUAGUUGGCGCAUACUAGAAUAACAUGUUGAAUUCAACUACAGAGUUUAUUGCUAAAGCUAUAACUAAAGUUUGAAAUUAGAUUGUUGAGAUGAUGUCUGUGGUGAAUGUAGUUACUUGGUAAUAAUAAUUAAUUAAUAAAUAAAGAGAGAAACUGACUAAA